GAUAAGCUAAAGCGUCAACCAGACCCACCAAGGAGGGCUGGAGGGGAAAGGGAAUUUCGGGGGAUGUUGAGCCCAUUUGUGCAAGCAGGGAGCCAAGUUCGUCUUGAGAAGGAGCUUUGGGGUCCUGAGAGCAGAGCCAGGGUGAGGGGCCCCGUUAAGUGAUGCGGGUCUUUGUGGUCAGUGAUGGGGACAUGUGGAAGGACUAAUGAGGGGGUCCUUUGGACUGAAUGAUGUGGAAAACAGUGAUAGGGAGGGGAGUCUGUAAGACUGUGGGAUAUUCGAUGAGGGGUUUAUGGAAGCGAUAGGGGAGUCUGUGCAGUGAGCAAAAGUGUCUGUAGGGUGAAUGGUAGGGUUUCAAGGGAGUGAGUGAAAGGGGUUUGUGGGAUGUGUGAUGGAGAGUCUGUUGAGUGAAUGAUGGGGGAUCUGGGGUGAACAAUGGGGUGGUCUUUAGGGUGAAUGAUGAGGGUCCAUGGAGACAGGAAUUAGAAUGUGUAGGGUCAAUGUUGAGAUUCUGUGAGGUCCAUGAUGGGUGGCUCUUUGAGAUGGAUAGUACAUCCAAGAAUAAACAAAAAUUCCUGCCCUUGUGGUAUCAACAUUCCAAUGGAGGAGUCAUACAUUGGGCCUUUAAUUUGUAUUUCCCUGAUGACUGCUUUUUCAUAUAUUUUUGAUAUCUUAGAUCCUCUUUUGUAAGGCACCUGUUCAGAUCUUUUGCUCCUUUUUCUAUUGAAUGUCUGCCUUUUCCUUAUUGAUUUGUGGAACUUGUUUUUAUAUAUUCUGAUACUACUCCUUUAUCAGUGAUAUGUGUUUUGCAAAUAUUUCAUUGAUUUUUGGCUUCUCUCUUCCGUGUUGUGGCUUUGAAUGUUAAGGUUUUAAGUUAACUUUGAGCUGUAAAGCACAAUGUAAAUUUAGAGUUUUGUUAUUCUCAAGUUAACAACCAGACAAUGCCCUCUGUAAUUUAGGAGGAGAAUUAAUUUCUAGGGCAUUCAGAAGCAGAGUCGCAUCUCUGAAAACUUUGGUGCCAUGACAGCUAAGGAGGAGUUCUCUGCUUUUUGUUUUCCCACCACUUCACCCUCUAGUCACUGGCUGUGUGAUCAUGAAUAAGUCACUAAACCUCUUUAGGCCUCAGUUUCUUCACUGUGAAAUGAGGAUAAUAGCAGGGUCUGUCCUUUGAGGCUUGGUAUGAUAUUUAAGUGAGUUAAUACCCAAUUAUUAUCUAUUCAUUAUGGUUUUGUAGCACUGAUCUUGUAUAUAUUUCAUGGAUCUUCCAUGAAUUCAAGGUCACUUCUACUCAUGUGAUACCCAAGAAAAUCCAAUGAAAGAAAUUAGAUACCAACAAAUAAGACUUUGUCAGGUAGGGUUGAACUUUGGAUGGCCACAAACCACUGUGAUAUCUUUGUUCGUUGUUAUUAAACAAUUGGGAGUGUGAUCUUGUGGUCGGCCUCUUCUUCAUUUUGCAGGUGUAUUUCCAUGCUAUUAACUUUAUUUCCAUAUACUAUUAAGUAUAUUUCUAUGGAAAUUUUCAAACAUUUAGCAAAAUAUAGGGAAUUAUAUAAUAAACCCCAUUAUGCACAUCACCCAGUAUCAUCAAUCAUCAACUCAUGGCCACUGUUGUUUCACCUAGACCAGGGGAUGGAAAACUCUAGGCAGUGGGCCAAAUAUGGCCUGCUGCUGUUUUUAUACAGCUGUAAACUAUGAAUGGUUUUCACAUUUUUUAAUGUUUGGAAAAAAAUCAGAAGAAUAUUUUGUGACGUAUGAAAAUGAUAUAAAAUUCAAAUUAUAGUGUCCAUAAGUGAUGUUUUAUUGGAACACAGCCAGUAAACACAAUUGGCUUAUGCAUUGUCUAUAGCUGCUUUCAAUCACUGAAUAAUUGCAACAAAGACCAUAGGCUUCACAAAUCUGAAAUAUUUACUGUCUGUCUCUUUACAGAGAAAGUUUGCCAACCCCUAAUCUAGACCACCCAUUUAUUUCUUUCUUCCAGAUUGUUUUUUGUUAUUGAUAACAUAAAAUGCACAAAUAUUAAAUGUAUAGCUCAAUUAAUCUUUAUAUAUAUAGUUGUUAUUAUUUUGAAACAAAGCCCAGAUAUAUCAUUUCAUACAAAAGAUAAGGACUUCAAGGUCAAUACUUGAAUUUUAUAUAUUCAAUAUAAAAUAACAGUAAUAACUUCCGAUCAUCAUUGGUUAAAUUUCUUAAUAUCAUCAAAUAUCUAGUCAGGACUCAAAAUUUAAUGAUUAUCUCAAAGAUUUUUUUGUCUUUUUAAAUUAAGGUCCAGACAAGGUCCAUACUUUACAUUUGGUUUCUGUAUCUCGUGAACCUCUUAAUUGUCUCUAGUGUUACUUUAAAUGGUCACCUGCCUUUUCAUCUCUUGGAGGUUCCAUAACUUAUUUUCUCAGUCCUCAGUGAUUAGGCAUUUUGAUUAUUUUCAAAAUUAUGGUGUUAAAGACAAAUCUGUGAUGAAAUUUCCUUCAGUUAAGUCUCUGCACACAUCCAUGAUUAUUACCUUAAGAAAAAGUUCUAGAAGUGGCAUUGCUGGUCAGAUGACAAAGACAAUUACCAAUGAAUUAACAAGUAAUACAUUUUAUAUUCAGCCACUGAAGAGUGAUUAAUACAGCCUGGUCUCUGAAGACUCUUCUGUACCCCCACCCCACCCCCAAUUGGUUUCCAAAGAGAAACAGAAAAUGAUGGAGUCCCAGGAACUAGUGACCUAUGAAGAUGUGGCUGUGGACUUCACCCAGGAGGAGUGGCAGCAUCUGGACCCUGCUCAGAAGAUUCUACACAGAGAUGUGAUGCUGGAGAUCUACAGCCAUCUGGUCUCUGUGGGGUGUUCAGGUAUAAGUCCAGGUAUAAUCUUCAAGUUGGAACAUGAAGAGGACCCAUGGAUCAUGAAGAGUGAGUUGUCAAGGUGGAUCCACUCAGACAGGGAGAAAAGCCUUGACUCUUCCCAGCACAUCAUUUCUGAAGAACUUUCAUUUCAAAAAGAGAUAUUGGAAAAAGCCCCAAAGGAUAAUUCAUUGUACUACCUUUUAAAAGUUUGGCGUAUUGAUGGUCAGACACAUAAAUAUCAGGGAAACCAAGACAGAGUUUUGAAGCAAGUCACAGUCAUUAACCAUGAAACAUUGACCAAGGAGAAAGGCACCAAAUAUAACACACUUGGAAACAGUUUUGGUGGGUGCAUAAACCUUGAUCCUUCAAGUAAAAAACUCCAUAAUUUUGAUUUAUGUGAAAAGAACUUGGAAUCUAAUUUAGACUCACUGAUAUGUAAUAGGAACCAUACAAGAAAGAACCCCAUUGAGAGAUUUGGAUGCAGGAGCCCACCUAGCUUUAGUGAUUCCUGUUCUGUACCUGAGAAAAUUUACACUGGCAUGAAACCUUGUGGACAUGGUCAAUGUGAAAAAUUUCUCAGUCAUAAACAAGUCCAUAUUCAGUAUAAAAAAGGUCAAGCUGGUAAGAAACCAAAUGUUUGUGGUGAGUGUGGGAAAGGCUUUAUUAAGAAGUCACAACUUAUUAUACAUCAAAGAAUUCAUACUGGAGAAAAACCGUAUGUAUGUGGAGAUUGUGGAAAAGCCUUCAGUGAGAAAUCACACCUCAUUGUGCAUCAGAGGAUUCAUACUGGGGAGAAGCCCUAUGAGUGUACUAAGUGUGGGAGGGCCUUCUCCCAGAAGUCACCCUUCAUUGUUCAUCAAAGAGUCCACACUGGAGAGAAACCCUAUGAAUGUUCUGAGUGUCAAAAAGCCUUCUCUCAGAAGUCACAUCUCAUUAUACAUCAGCGAGUUCACACUAGAGAGAAGCCCUUUGAAUGUAGUGAAUGUGGGAAAGCCUUCUGUGAGAAGUCUCACCUUUUUAUACACCAGAUAACUCAUACUGGGGAGAGACCCUAUGAAUGUACUGAAUGUGGGAAGACCUUCCCUCGGAAAACACAACUCAUCAUCCAUUAUAGAACACAUACUGGAGAGAAACCCUAUAAGUGUAGUGAAUGUGGAAAAACCUUUUGCCAGCAGUCCCACCUCAUAGGGCAUCAAAGAAUUCAUACAGGAGAGAAACCUUAUGUGUGUAAUGACUGUGGAAAAGCCUUUUCCCAAAAGUCCCACCUUACUGGACAUCAAAGGCUUCACACUGGAGAGAAACCUUAUAUAUGUACAGAGUGUGGAAGAGCCUUCUCUCAGAAAUCACCUCUUAUUAUACACCAGAGAAUUCAUACAGGGGAGAAACCCUAUGAGUGUAGUGACUGUGGCAAAACCUUCUCCCAGAAAUCACCCCUCAUUAUUCAUCAGAGAAUUCAUACAGGGGAGAAACCCUAUGAGUGUACUGAGUGUGGAAGGGCAUUUUCCCUGAAGUCACAUCUCAUUAUACAUCAGAGAGCUCAUGCUGGAGAGAAACCAUAUGAACGUAAUGAACCUGGAAAGGCCUUAUGUGAGACGUCUCCACUAGCUGUACAUCAAAGAACUCAUACUAGGGAGAAACCCACUGAAUCUGCUGAAUAUGGUAUGGCCUUUUCCCGAAAUUCACAGAUGACCACAUAUCAGAGAACACACACAGCAGAGAAACCCUCCAACUGCAGUGACUGUGGGAAGGUGUUCUGCCAGCACAUACACUUCACUGGACAUCAGAACCAACAUAGGAGAGAAACCUCAUAUAAGUACUGAUUGUGGGAAGGUCUUCCCAGAAGUCAGAUCUCACUAUGGAUGAAAAAACUCACACUGAACAGAAAUCCUAUGGAUACAUUGGACAUGAAAAAAAUGUGGCACCUCCUUUACUGUGGAAUAGAUUCAUACAUUCCUACAUAUUUCUGAUUACUCCUCCACAGGAUGAUCUGGUCAGGCUCUCAGAAUAUUUUCAACACUGUAAAUAUGUAAUGCACUUGCUCACCUUCAAAGUAUUCCCCCCCCUCACAGAAUAAAUACAUCUGGAAUAA
Messenger RNA from Felis catus (domestic cat), 4909 nucleotides. RefSeq names its product zinc finger protein 630 (gene ZNF630). Gene Ontology annotation, biological process: regulation of transcription by RNA polymerase II. Gene Ontology annotation, molecular function: DNA-binding transcription factor activity, RNA polymerase II-specific; RNA polymerase II cis-regulatory region sequence-specific DNA binding. NCBI's taxonomy places the organism in Eukaryota, Metazoa, Chordata, Mammalia, Carnivora, Felidae. The coding region runs from base 2676 to 4640 and encodes 654 amino acids. The transcript has 4 exons. The record is from RefSeq and is a predicted model, not a curated record.